AUGAAGCUUACUCUGCUGGCAUCUCUUCUAGGAAUCCUCAUCUUCUGCUCACUAACCCCCCAAGUAUUGGGUGGCGUUCAAAAUCUUCUUCAGGCCAUAUGUGGGGACCUCAAAGAUCCCUGCAAAUUGGAUGUCAACUAUGGAAGUUGCUAUGAAAAGCAUGUGAGUUUCUUUUACAACAAAAGUUCCAAAGCAUGUGAACGGUUUGUGUACUCGGGCUGUAAUGGCAACCUGAACAACUUCCGGCUUAAAAUAGAAUGUGAUGUUGCCUGCGUGGAAGAAUACCGACAAAAGUAA
This is a messenger RNA of Ochotona curzoniae (black-lipped pika), 297 nucleotides long. It is a transcript of the gene SPINT4, whose product is annotated as serine peptidase inhibitor, Kunitz type 4. The coding region runs from base 1 to 297 and encodes 98 amino acids. The transcript is spliced from 2 exons. Gene Ontology annotation, molecular function: serine-type endopeptidase inhibitor activity. The record is from RefSeq and is a predicted model, not a curated record. NCBI's taxonomy places the organism in Eukaryota, Metazoa, Chordata, Mammalia, Lagomorpha, Ochotonidae.